Pseudonaja textilis is the source of this 3882-nucleotide messenger RNA. The record is from RefSeq and is a predicted model, not a curated record. Lineage: Eukaryota; Metazoa; Chordata; Lepidosauria; Squamata; Elapidae.
AUGGCCUCCUGUCUGUACGAAUGCCUCUGUGAGGCGGAACUCCAAAAAUAUUACCCGCAUUUUACCGCCCUCGGCUUCCAGAAGAUCGACGAACUUGCCAAGGUCUCCAUGAAGGAUUACAGCAAACUUGGGGUUCAUAACAUGAAGGACCGGAAGCGCCUCUUCCAGCUCAUUCGAAUCAUCAAGAUGCUGCAGGCCGAAGAGGAAGCGGUCAGGAAAAAACAGGAAGUAUUCCAGAAAAGUGCCCGCUGCCGCCUGCGACCCCAGCUCACUCGAUCUGGCCCACGGAGACAACUCCAUUUUGAUUCCGAGGGAAAAGACGAACAAAAAGAGUUGGAAUCUUUAUCUCCCAAUUCUUCCAGUGAGGGUAAAGAGGAAGCCGCGGUGGUGUUUGGCCGUGAUUCGGUCCACAAAAGACCCGGGAAGGACUGUUUAAAAGCACCUGCAAGCUGGACAGAGGACCCGCUGGUGGUUCCAACUCCAGGUUCAUCUAAUGAUGUUCUAGGAGAUGCUGACAUUUCCUUUGUGCAGAGAGUAGCUCAUAUCUCAGGCUACAAUUACGGAGUGCCUCACUCCUACACCAGAACGCCUGCUGGUGAGAAAGAGGCCCCGUGGAUCGAAACGGACAAGAUCCGCGUCUGUGUGCGAAAACGGCCCCUGGGUUUGCGAGAAGAGAGGCGCGGAGAAGUGAACAUCCUCACGGUGGAAGACCAGGAAACGCUUUUGCUCCACGAGAAGAAAGAGGCCGUUGACCUCACGCAGUACAUCUUGCAGCACGUGUUUUAUUUCGACGAAGUCUUUGGGGAGUCCUGUUCCAAUCAAGACGUGUACCUGAAGACGGCCCAUCCUCUGAUUCAACAUGUAUUGAAUGGAGGCAAUGCCACCUGCUUUGCGUACGGACAGACCGGGGCAGGGAAAACAUACACCAUGUUUGGUACUCAUAAAACGCCCGGCCUCUAUGCCUUGGCCGCUAAAGAGAUCUUCAAGCAACUGGAAACAACUCAGGCUAGGAAAGAUCUCCAUGUCUGGAUCAGCUUUUAUGAGAUCUACUGUGGGCAGCUUUAUGAUCUGCUAAACGGAAGAAAGAGGCUGUUUGCAAGGGAAGAUAGUAAACAUGUUGUACAAAUAGUUGGGCUGCGCGAAGUCCAUGUGAACACAGUCAACUUGCUCCUGGAGGUUAUUCUGAAAGGAGGGAAGGAGCGCAGCACAGGAGCGACUGGCGUCAACUCUGAUUCUUCCCGGUCCCAUGCCGUCAUCCAGAUUCAAAUGAAAGACCCCACACACCGAGUCUUUGGGAGAAUCUCGUUUAUUGACCUGGCUGGCAGCGAGAGGGCAGCGGAUGCCAAAGACUCUGACCGGCAGACGAAAAUGGAAGGAGCAGAGAUCAAUCAGAGUCUUCUAGCGGGUCGUCCAGCUUUCAUGAACCUCGUGACCAUCUGGCUUGGACCGAUUCCUCCUCAAGCUACACCUCCUCCAGCCAGUCUGCUUCACCUUGAACCCAGUGUGGCCAAGGAGGGGCUGCUUUCAGGGGUAAAAGAGCUGAAGAGAGGGAUGAAAUCUUGCACCCCUAUUGUCAACAGACCCCGAGCAGCAGGACACACGUCCCCUAAGCGUAUCCAGAAUUCUCCUUACGUCCAAGUUGGAGGGAAAAGCUCUCCCAAAAAAGUCAAGCUGGCGAUGCACCCCCCUCUGAUGCCGACCCCCUUGUCCAAGACGAAGACCCCUUUGCUGCUUCAGCCAGCUCACCACCUUCCGUUCUCCUCCACUCCGAAGGGACAGGGGCGCAAAGAACCUCUGGGAGCCCCGUGGCCCAGUUGCGCCGGCGCAGAAAGAGGGAACCCGAAGACGGAGGCGUCAUCCAAGUUGCUGGCGGAGGAACCCGCGGUCACGUCCGAGAAAAGUCGCUUCAGGAAGGACUCGGGGGCCAGGAGAGAAGGUGGCCAGGAGGACAGGCAGAGGGUGGGGUGUCCGAAAGUCGAUCCGGUGCAGAAGCAACUGGUUUCCAGGGCUGAUUUUUCCCACCAUGGCUCGGAUCACGAGGAAGAUCCCGGGAGACCCUUUGCGGAUCAGUGCGUGGCAGCCUGGACGGGCGCGUCCUCCCAACAGAAAGACCGAGAGCAGCACCUGCGGCUUUAUCACCAGCAGUUCCAGCAGCCUCCUCUCCACCAGCAGAAAUUAAACUACCAGCCCUUGGAAAAGUUUUUAGCUCGGUACAAGUCCCAGGAGGUCCAAGUGAGGCCGGAGGCCCCAUGCCCUGACUCCGUGUCCCCUCAGGGCCGGGACGAAACCAUGCAGCUCGAGGAAUUGGACGACAGCGACUUCAGCGAGGACUCUUUCUCUCCCGGCCCCGGUCGGAAGAAGGUGGAGAGGGAAGCUCGAAAGCAAAGCAGCCAGAACUCUUUUUUCCUCCAUCGGAGAGAUUUCGGGCUCCAAGAACGGGACGGAGAAGACGAGCAGGAGCUGUUUUGUCAAUGGUACGCGUUUGAGACGGGACGAAGAGCGCUACCGAGCGAGGAAGAGUCCGGUAGCUACGAGGAAGGCGGUAGAAGUUUGUGUGAUUGGAGCUCAGGAGAAAUAUUGGCAGCGGGUUCCUCACCUCACAGGGGUGUCCCGGAGAAACCUUAUUGCUCGAAGGAAGGUGAGAAGAUAAACCCUCAAGAAUCGCCCGUGGAGCAGAAGCCGCCGAGAUGCUCGGAUCCGUCGAUGCUCGGUUGCCCCGAUGGACACUUCUCCCCGCCAAGGAAGAGAACGCAAAGCCCGCCUCUCGCUGCCAUUUUGCCAUCUUUCCUCCCCAAAGGAACAGGCUUUCGCGGAGCUUUAGACUUUCCCAUGGGCCCGGCUGAUGACGCGAUGACACCUCUGUCCGCCUCCUUCCUGAACUUGGGACCAGCAGAGAGCAAGGGGAAGAAGAGGAUUGACGAAGAGGACGUCUUUGGGCCCAGCGGGUGCUGGGAGGAAGACACCGGGCACGCUGCGUCCAGCGUCUACGAGAUAAAUUGCUGGGGUAGAAAAACCGAGCCGGGUCUUUCUCCGGGGGUCAAAUGCCAGCGGCUUCCUCAGUCUUGUGGCUGUCCGGGCGAAGCUGCCAUCUUGGAAGCCACAUCGGCGUUUGGUGAAUGUAUCUGUGGCUACACUAGUGAAAGUCCUGUGGACGAACUCCUCCCUCGGCACACGGAGGAAAGGGCCUCGCUUGGCGGUGACCUACAAGCAAGUGAAUAUUCAACCCUCCGCGACUCCGAUCUCGAAGUGGCAAAGAUUGCCGUUUCGUGGAGCUAUUCAGACCAUCUGGGUUUGCGGGGAAAAGAGAGCCCUGAGCCUUUGGCUCCCGUUAGUCCUGUUGAUAAGGGAGGGAUACCUUCCCCCCCGAAUGCUUUGCCCAGUUCUGAGAAUGCAGGGAAGGAACAGCUCUCAGAACGAAGCCCCCCGUCACGCUCGGAGUUGUCCCCCUGGACAGUGGAGCUGCGGCGUUCGGAAGAAGCCCGCGGGAAGGAAGACGCCCAGGAUACGCACAGUGGUGAGGACACAGAGCAGGACUCGAGGGCUGAAUCCAAGGGGACGGUGGCUGAAACUGCAAAGAACUUGUGGAAGGCUUGUGGGCCGAUGGAGUUGGCUGAAGGUGGCCUGAAGGAGAAGGACGUGCUGGGAAGGCAGCUGGUUCUUCAAACCCAUCAGGAGCAGCUGGAGGAAAUGGCCGCCCUGUCUUCUCGGGAGGAAAGCUUGAUGGGCAUGAUGUCAGAUUUGGAAUUUGAGGACUGUCUGACGAAGCUGGACGAAAUCCUGAGCCUGAAGGCCGAAUGCAUCCGCAGGGCACGAAGCCGGCUGCAGCUCUGCUUUGCUCCUCCCUCGAGUGGCACCCCGCUGCUACCAGUUUCCUCCACCUAG